Molecule: messenger RNA, 978 nt
Organism: Bubalus bubalis (water buffalo)
Lineage: Eukaryota; Metazoa; Chordata; Mammalia; Artiodactyla; Bovidae
Product: beta-2-microglobulin
Exons: 4
Coding region: 90-446 (118 amino acids)
Biological process (GO): positive regulation of T cell activation; antigen processing and presentation of exogenous peptide antigen via MHC class II; peptide antigen assembly with MHC class II protein complex
Cellular component (GO): MHC class I protein complex; MHC class II protein complex
Molecular function (GO): MHC class II protein complex binding
Source: RefSeq, a predicted model, not a curated record
GCGGGCAGGCUUCCGAUUGGCUGCCUGAGUGCGGACUAUAAAGGCGAGCGCGGAGCCCAGCCGCUCACUCCGCCACCGCUGCUGCAAGCAUGGCUCGCUUCGUGGCCUUGGUCCUUCUCGGGCUGCUGUCGCUGUCUGGACUGGACGCCAUCCAGCGUCGUCCAAAGAUUCAAGUGUACUCAAGACACCCACCAGAAGAUGGAAAGCCAAAUUACCUGAACUGCUAUGUGUCUGGGUUCCAUCCACCCCAGAUUGAAAUCGAUUUGCUGAAGAAUGGGGAGAAGAUUAAAUCGGAGCAGUCAGACCUGUCUUUCAGCAAGGACUGGUCUUUCUACCUGCUGUCCCACGCCGAGUUCACUCCCAACAGCAAGGAUCAGUACAGCUGCCGAGUGAAACACGUUACUUUGGAACAACCCCAGAUAGUUAAGUGGGAUCGAGACCUGUAAGCAGCACCAUCGAGGUUUGAAGAUGCCUCUUUUGGGUUGGACUAAUUCCAAAUUCUGUUUUCUUGCUUUUUAAUACUGAUAGACUUUUAUGCUUUGUGCACAUAAAUAAGAAAUUGUAUUGAUGUUACCACAAACAUCUUCUUUUAAUUCUCUUUGUGCCUGCGUUUCCCUGUAGUGUGGUCUGUGUUGGUAGUAAGCUGCAGUGGAGGUGCUGUGCUGGCAUCUUAGAGGUGUGGAGGGAAGAACUCUGACGUCCAGCAUCAACAUCUUGGUCAAGUAAAGUCUUCAGGGUGUUUUGCGCACAAAUUGUAGUCAGAUACCUAUGUGUGUUUAGAGUAAAUCUCCAGUUUGUAAUUUUCCUUAGAAUUUUGCAAAAUGUUGUGACGGAUAUUUGUCAGAAUUAUUGGAAAUAUGUUAUGGUGGAUGGCAUUUUGUCAUAUAAAAUUAUAUUUAGUUCUUUCUUCUGUUGAGACAUGGCUAUGCCUAUUUUCAUUUUAUUUUGUUUUACUAAUUAAAAUGUGGUAAAACUUGA